UCUAUGGAAGGUUCUAUGCUCACCAUCAGCUUUGGAAACUGGAUGGAAUUACCUGGAUAUGCAUUUAAAGAUUGGGCUGCAACUAAACGAAGAAAUAUAAAGUGUGACAGAGUUCUGCCAGAGGAAGUUGCAAAUUAUUACAAGCACUAUGUUAAAAUCAUGGGCUUACAGAAAAACUUCAGAGAAAAUACUUAUAUAACAUCAGUGUCAAAGUUUUAUCGUGACCAGGACUGUGAAGGUGAAAGCCCUUUGCCAAUGGAAGAACAGGGUGGGCAGACUACACCGAUCAAGAGAAACUGGGAAAUUAGAGGUUAUCAGAGAUCAGCAGAUGGUUCUCAUAUGCCAUUCUGUUUGUUUGCUGAGAAUGUGGCUCUCGCCACUGGAACUUUUGAUGCUCCUGGCCGACUACGAGUUGAAGGAGAAGACUUUCCUUUUGUGCUCCACACCCUAUCUGAUUUUGGAGCUGCCAUAGAUAAAGGAAUAUUACAUGGAAAAACAGAUCCAGUUUUAAUUAUAGGUGGUGGACUCACAGCAGCAGAUGCAGUUCUGUGUGCUUAUAAUAACAGUGUACCUAUUAUUCAUGCAUUCCGUAGGAGGGUCACUGACCCAAGUUUAAUUUUCAAACAGUUACCGAAAAAACUUUACCCAGAAUACCAUAAAGUCUACCAUAUGAUGUGUACUCAGUCAGUUUCUCUGGAUAACAAUUUGCAUCCUGCAUAUACCAGUUUCCCUGAACAUCAAAUACUUUCUUUUCAGCCCGAUAUGAAGUGUAUCCUACAGAGUACUUCGGGAUUAAAGAAGAUCGUAAAAUUCUCUUUAGCUGUAGUUUUAAUAGGUUCUCAUCCUAACUUAUGUUUUUUAAAGGACCAAGGCCAGAGCAUAUGCCAUAAUCCAAAUGAACCAAUUACUUGCAAGGGCAACCCUAUUGAAAUUGAUCCAUAUACAUAUGAGUGUAUAAAGGAACCCAAUCUUUUUGCACUUGGUCCACUGGUUGGAGACAAUUUUGUACGCUUUUUAAAAGGAGGAGCACUGGGAAUUACACGGCAUUUAGUUGCAAAGCAGAAGAAACAUCAAUUUAUAGUUGAAAGAGAUGCAGAUGGAGUCUCCUAAAGCAAAUAGACAUAGACAUAAUCUGAGGAGCUGCAGGCAUAUGCUAAUAAUUGAUCCAUUAAUAACUAAGUGAUAGUCUUGGUUUUGUUAUACAUACCAGUUUUUUGUGCUUGCAUUGCCUCAUAGAGGAAGAUGCUACAACAGUAUUGCAGCCUUGCAAAAUGCAAAAAAAAAAGUUUUUCUGGAAUUGCUUCCAAUUAAGGCAACUGUA
Molecule: messenger RNA, 1321 nt
Organism: Python bivittatus (Burmese python)
Lineage: Eukaryota; Metazoa; Chordata; Lepidosauria; Squamata; Pythonidae
Source: RefSeq, a predicted model, not a curated record